AAUGGUAUAUUUAAUUAUAAAAUAUACCAUUGCAUUUAAUUAAUUAUAAUAGCAUUAUGAUGUCGUUAAGGAAUUUCUAAGAAACUUUGACAGAUCACGAUAUAAAUAUGAUACCGGACUGCUGCGAGCAAAAUAUGGUUUGGAAAAAUGUCAAGAUAAACGACACUGCUCAUAUGAUUUGCUUCAUGAAGAAAAAUGAGUUAUGGAAAGUUCUUUUAACGAAUCUAACAGAAAUUUGGAUGGAAACUCUGACAGAUGAAACUAUACUUCAUAAAUUCCAGAGAUUCAAUCCUCUCUUAAGUCUUGAAGCUUUUGACUGGAAACAACUGAUAAUGGAUAUGUUAAACGAUAUUCCUAAAUAUAUAAAUACAUGCAUUGUAGAUGGUUCCACAUAUCGUAUAGAGCUGCGAAAAGACAAAGAUUUUGUAAAAUUGAAAUUCUCAUUACAUCUUCUCAAAGAAACACCGCAACAGUUUUGGGAAAAUGUGACUAUGCCUCUCUGUUUGACAUCAAUGGAAAUGGUUCGCCGAUACAAGAUUCUGUUAGAUUUGGUAAAACAAAAAGAUGAGGAAAUCACGGAAUAUAAAGCAGUAGGUGCAGAGUUGAUUAGAAAGUAUAUUGCUACAAAACCAUUCAGUGAAGAAUUGUUUCACAUUGAUUCAACUGCAUCGACUGCAACUGAUUUUGUAAAAACUUUGCAAUGUAUGUUUCAUUUUUAUAAUGAAAUAAACUUGCCAACGUCACUUGUGAAAAUAGAAUCUAAAAUACCUUUGAGUAGUACAAGUGAUAAUAAUUCUCCAAAGAUUGAUGAAAAUGAUUCUAAAGAUGAACUCGUACAAAAUCUAAGACAAGACAAAUUGAGUGAGCAAGAAUAUUCAAAUAUUAAGGAAUGCGAUCAGAAAGCAGGACCUUCCAGUAAAACUUCAACUUUGAAAAUAAGCAGCACAUCUCAUAGGAUACAUAAACUAAAGAAGAAUAAAAAAACUUUGAAUGAUUUUAUAUCAUAAGAUAUCAGGCUGUUGAUUAUAUCAAUUAUAUUAUUAGGAUUUGCGUUGUUGUGAAUUUUAUUAUAUUAUCUAUUGAAAGCGAGAAAUAUUAAAGAGAUAUAUUUAUAAUACAUAUAAUUUAAAAAAUAAACACAAUUUUUAAAGAAUGAUGCUUAAAACAGGAAUGAAUAUUAUAAUUUUAUAUAUAAAAUAUAAAACAAGUUUACAAGA
Molecule: messenger RNA, 1217 nt
Organism: Nylanderia fulva
Lineage: Eukaryota; Metazoa; Arthropoda; Insecta; Hymenoptera; Formicidae
Product: non-homologous end-joining factor 1
Biological process (GO): double-strand break repair via nonhomologous end joining
Cellular component (GO): nucleus; DNA ligase IV complex
Molecular function (GO): DNA end binding
Source: RefSeq, a predicted model, not a curated record